Molecule: messenger RNA, 2405 nt
Organism: Larimichthys crocea (large yellow croaker)
Lineage: Eukaryota; Metazoa; Chordata; Actinopteri; Sciaenidae
Gene: arf6a
Product: ADP-ribosylation factor 6a
Exons: 2
Coding region: 860-1387 (175 amino acids)
Molecular function (GO): GTPase activity; GTP binding
Source: RefSeq, a predicted model, not a curated record
GCACCUUUUCCGGUAACACAGCACCGCCACCGCUGUGACUGAACGGCUGGAGAGAGAGAGAGAGAGGGAGGGAGAGCAGAGAGAGGGAAGAAGAGAGCCAGAGAGCGGCAAGAGCGGGGAGAAACGGCUCGGGGACUGGGGGAUGAUUGCCGCAGACGUAGGGGGAAGAGAAGAAAGUCGGAUGAAUCAAUGACCUUUUGAACGCUCUUCCUCUGGAUGUCCCGGUGCAGAAACGGACAGGAGAGCUCACAUUUUCGGCGUGUUUCAAUAAGAACUGUGCUCUGAGAUCCAUCGACUGGAAUUGGCUAAGGGCAAGUGUGGACAGCCGGCAGUCAAGGAGGAAGUGGGAACCCCGGGCUUUGGACAGGGCCUGAUUUAUAUAGUGGGCUUUUUGUGAGGUGGGGUGGAAUAAAAAAAGAAAAAGAAAGCUGAUUUGAAUCAAGUCCAGCUCAACUGAGACUAUCUGGAUUUUUGAAUCAGGCUUGAAAUGUGGAUUUUGACGGAAGUCUGAGACACGGGGAUGUAAUUUUUUCUUCUUACAUAGGAGGGCAGUGGAUCAUGAAAAUAUAUCCCCACCCAAUUCUGCGAGGGCUACACACACACUGCUCCCAGUGAAGGCUCAAAGUCACCCGCUCAGGUCAGAUCAUCAUAGUCCAGCUGAAUUGUAGUGGUCUGUCAUUCAACAAAACUUGAGAGUCACCGCCUUUUGAAUAUUGACACUCCUGUCAGCGCAUCGCUGCCAUCACGUGGAGGGCUUUCAGCACACACUGAGACUGUAACCUGUGUUGGAAACUUCUUUUCUCUGCCUAGAGAAGCCUUGUUUUUUCUUCUAACAAAGUAUUUAUGCACAACAAACAAGAUGGGGAAAGUGCUCGCAAAAAUCUUUGGCAACAAGGAGAUGAGAAUAUUGAUGCUUGGACUUGAUGCUGCUGGUAAAACUACCAUCUUGUACAAGCUGAAGUUGGGACAGUCAGUCACCACCAUCCCCACUGUUGGGUUCAACGUGGAGACAGUCACCUAUAAGAAUGUGAAGUUCAACGUGUGGGACGUGGGAGGCCAGGACAAGAUCAGGCCACUUUGGAGACAUUACUACACUGGCACCCAGGGCCUCAUUUUCGUGGUGGACUGUGCCGACAGGGACAGGAUCGACGAGGCGAGGCAGGAGCUCCACCGAAUCAUCAACGACCGGGAGAUGAAGGACACCAUCAUCCUGAUCUUCGCCAACAAACAAGACCUCCCAGAUGCCAUGAAACCCCACGAGAUCCAGGAGAAGCUAGGCCUGACCCGGAUCAGAGAUAGGAAUUGGUACGUUCAGCCCUCGUGUGCAACAACAGGGGAUGGACUAUUUGAGGGCCUGACCUGGCUUACCUCAAAUUACAAAUCUUAAUGUUUCUCCCAUCACCAGCCUGGAGACUUGGAGGCAAAACGAGUAGCUGAGAAUGAAAUCAUGAGUUAAAAAAAAAAAUGCAAUCUGAAGCAAUUAAUACCACGACCUCUCUGCUGAGUAUAUAUGUCAAAGAGAGUAGCAAUUAUAUUUUGUUUUCUUUUUUUUUGAUAAUGAUGACUUCACUAUAACCCCAGAUUUCAUUUAAACAAAAGACAAAUUGUUUUUUGGUUGGCUUCUUUUUUUAGGUAGUUUUGCUUUGGUUCACAUUCUGUAUAAUCAGUACUGUUUUAAAUAUACAAUAAGCUUUUUGAGCUCUUGGUGCAAAUUUCUUUUGUUUUCCUCCUUUUUAUUUUUGUAUCAUUUCUUUUAGGGGACUUUAGGGGACACAUGCUUAUAGUUUUGCCCCCCUUGCUUAGCUCUAAUUCAGUAUUCUCAUGACCCGGCUACAUAUCCAAAGGAUGGAACAGUCCAGAAACCUUUUGCCUACAUCAGCGUGUCACUCUCUCAUGGCUCAAACUGCCUCUGUCAUUUGUAAGAAUGUGUAUUAUGGAUAUGUUAGGACCUCAAAAAAACAUAAAUGAUUGUACUGGAAUGAUUGAGGAAAUGUGUUUGUACUUAUUUCCUGUGCAGUGAUUACAACCAUCGUGUCUACUGUGGCGGUUUGUUUGAAAGACACUAUGUGGACGCUGGACGCUCUUCACACACUGUGAUACGGAUAUAUACUUUUGUUGUUUCAGGGUCUGAAUCUGUUACCACCAGUCUUAUUAAUCGCCUCUUUUUGUUUCUCUUAGCGCUUCCAUUACUGUUGAGUAUUUGUAGUUUCAACUGCCUUAAAAGAGAGGUUACAGGUGCCACAAAACCAAGACAGUUACUACCACAGAAGGUAUGCUCAACUGCUGAGUCUGCACUUUGGGAUGAAGAUGGAGGGGGUGGGGUUACAAACUAGCUGGCUGUGUGCACGUGUAGAUUUUCUGUGACUGACUUUUGGACCCCAGCAAGUGUUUAAAAAAAAAAAAAA